AGAUGACGCAAAGCUGGCCCGUUUCCAGCCUUAGCAUACUGUGUGUGGAACAUUCUUGGAAAGUCUUGUUUCUGCCCACAGGUCCGAAUCAGUGGUAUCAUUUGCCUGGCCUGACGCUGCCCUGAGCAGGAAGGGCUCUGAACCAGCACACGUGUACUUAGUAUCAAUCAUUGACUUAUACCCAACACAUCCCUGGAUCGUCAAAGUUCAUAGACAUUUUGUAUCCUGUGCUCAGAACUGCUGUAUGCUAGGCAGAACUCAAUCGAUAACACGUCUGUCUUUGCACAGCAUUAUGUCUAUUGUGCAAACAUGCAUAUUGCCCAGUACAAAGAUUUGAUAAGCAAGUAAACCAGAUCACGCGUCCGUGUGUAAGAAUGAGUCCAAAAAUGCACCAUCACAGUCCCGAAUGAUACAGUCUUAUGUUGCACCUGUGUGUUGUGGAGUUGUACAAAAGCGGAUGUUGUUUUAUUGUAACAUGAAGGCUAGGGACAAAUCACUGCCCUAUUUGGGAUAAGGAGUGUCUCCAAAGUGCUGCCUGCGGAUGGCGCAGAUGGAGUAAGGCUUAGGCUGCAAAGUCAUGCCCAGUUUGGGAGCCACUGUGGGAACGCUACCUGGCGGGAACUGAAGGUGGAACCUCUGGAGCAAAGUCGUGAAAAAGAGAAACAUCUCCAUUCGGGCCAGCUGCUCGCCAACACAGUGACGCCUCCCUGGGGGACAGAAAGACAAAGCCUCAGUUUAGACUCUUCAUUCUAACCAAGCCCAACAAUCACAACAUGAGGACCUGUGAUUGGCUGCCAGUGGACCAUGAUCAAGUGCUCACAGAACCCAGGGGAACGUACAUAAAAGCCUGUUCUGUGGGAGCGGCCAGCACAUCCUCACUUGAGCCUUCAGUUUCCUCCACCAAUACCGGCUUAUGGGAGUCAUGAUCACACUGAAAUUCGGGACUCUUCUUCUUGCCUGUGUGCUGACCUUCUGUCAAAUGUACAUCUCACAGGCAGCACCAUCAAGAAGUCGUGAAGACCCCAUGACAGAUGGAGUCACUCUAUCCAAUGAUGAUAUUCAGAAGUUACUACGAGCUAUUAAAGAAUUUAUGCAGCUUGCUUUAGAUGAUGAUCACCAAACAGCUGAUGGAAACAGCAACACAACAGCACAGAAGAGGGCAUGCAACACUGCCACCUGUGUAACCCACCGCUUGGCCGACUACUUGAGUCGAUCGGGAGGUCUGGGCUAUCGUAACUUUGUGGCCACCGGCGUGGGUGCCCAGGCGUUUGGAAAACGGAGGCGACGCAGCCCUGAAUGAGCACGCAAGCAUGUACAGUAUAUGGCUUGAAGAGACCGAGCUGCAUCAUUGUGCCUCCACUUCACACUUUAUGAACUGAUGUUUUAUUCCCACACCACUGCUGGUGUUUAUUGUUAGCCUGUAGUUAAGCACACAGUUGUAAAUUAUACUCGCGUUGGGAAGAUAUUGAGCUUUGCAAGCAGAGAGGAUGGAGGAGCCUGUAACUCAGCCGGCCUUUUGACCUGUGUGAGCAGUAUCAUGUUUCAUACUAGAAGUUUGACUGUGCAUCUGCAGCGCCCAUGAAACCCGGAACGACUGUGGCUGUCUUGUGCCUUCAAGUAAAUCAUGCCAUCAUAUUUAAUCAUAGUGCACAUUGCAAAUGCAAUGGUGAAACCUGUGUUUAUGACUGUGACUAUGUAAUAUAAUCCACGGAAUAAUUGUGAGCUGAAAGCGGUAAUAAAUUGUAAUUUAGCUACA
This is a messenger RNA of Dunckerocampus dactyliophorus (ringed pipefish), 1756 nucleotides long. RefSeq names its product calcitonin/calcitonin-related polypeptide, alpha (gene calca). Lineage: Eukaryota; Metazoa; Chordata; Actinopteri; Syngnathiformes; Syngnathidae. Bases 914 to 1300 code for a protein of 128 amino acids. Gene Ontology annotation, cellular component: extracellular region. The record is from RefSeq and is a predicted model, not a curated record. Gene Ontology annotation, molecular function: calcitonin receptor binding; hormone activity. The transcript is spliced from 6 exons.